This is a messenger RNA of Rhizopus microsporus ATCC 52813, 1095 nucleotides long. RefSeq names its product aldose 1-epimerase. The transcript has 3 exons. The record is from RefSeq and is a predicted model, not a curated record. NCBI's taxonomy places the organism in Eukaryota, Fungi, Mucoromycota, Mucoromycetes, Mucorales, Rhizopodaceae. Gene Ontology annotation, molecular function: carbohydrate binding; aldose 1-epimerase activity. Bases 1 to 1095 code for a protein of 364 amino acids. Gene Ontology annotation, biological process: glucose metabolic process; beta-D-galactose catabolic process via UDP-galactose, Leloir pathway.
AUGCCCGUAACAAAAAUAACGAUUGCUCCUGAUGUUGAUCAAUACACUUUGAUCAAUAAAAGCAAAACCUUGGCUGUCAUGAUCAUGACGUAUGGCGCUACGAUCACUCAUAUCCUCACACCUGAUAAAACAGGCACUAUUCGCGACAUCGUACUGGGCUUUGAUGACUUUGAAUCCUACAAGAAUCCUUUGAACAGAUACUUUGGCGCUCUCAUUGGACGAUAUGCAAAUCGUAUUGCCCAGGGUAAGUUUACAGUGGAUGGUAAAGAGUACCAGUUAGACAUCAACAAUGGUCCAAAUGCCCUUCAUGGCGGUCUCCAAGGGUUUGAUAAAAAGAUUUGGACGGCAACCGUAGUUUCGGAAGAACCUGCAUCUGUUCGUUUCGAGCUUGUCUCUCCUGAUGGUGACCAAGGGUAUCCUGGUACGCUAAAGUCUCAGGUGACCUACACAGUGACAGAUAAAGAUGAGCUCGUACUCGAAUAUCACGCUACGACCGAUCAAGACACGAUUAUUAAUUUGACAAACCAUUCAUACUUUAACUUGGCCGGUGUUGAAUUGAAUCCAAAGAUUCUGGAUCAUCGAGUGACAAUGACAGAUGAGGUCAAGGCUGUAUUGGAGUGUGAUCCAAACUGCUUACCUACGGGAAAGGUCCUUAGCUGGUCUGAAGCACCUUGGAUGAACUUUUCGGGACAAAAUGCAGGUUUACCUAUUGGCGCAAGGCUUGAACAUCUUCAAAAUACUCGAGGCUAUGAUCACCCUUAUGUCAUUCACAAUGAGUAUAGAAUCGACACAGCCAAUUUACCUCUCCGUCACGCUGUCAAUGUGUAUUCUCCCGAAUCAGGCAUCGAGCUUGACUUUUACACAACUGAACCUACUUUCCAAUUCUAUACAGGCGGUUGGCUAUCUGACGAAGGAUUAGAGGCAAAGAAAGAUCAAAAGAAAACAAAACUUGGUCCUAGCUCAGGAUUUUGCCUAGAAGCGUCUCGUAACCCUGAUUCACCCAAUAAGCCCGAUUGGCGUAGUGCGGUUUUGCUUCAAAAGGAUGCAACCUAUACCGCCAAAACUGUGUAUGCUUUCCAUGCCCGUUUGGAUUAA